CUGAGCCUGCAGGGCGCGCGGCUCGUUCCAGCCAGGAAGCAGAGGCAGCUGCGCCUGUCGCUAACGAGCCUCAUUAGCCAAGCCGGCCGCAGCCCCACCUCGGCCCAGCAGGCUGCUGCGCUCCCCCACCGCUCGGAGCCAUGUGGAGCGGGCCGGGGAAGCACGGCGGGGCCCGGCCAGCCCCCUUGGAGAGGGCGGGUGAGAAAAGGGAGCCACUGAAGAGCAAGAACAACGAGGGACUGGGCAGCGAUACAAGAGCCAGGAAGAAGGUCCAGGGCAGCAGCCAUGAAAAAGAAGCCGGGUCUGAGAAGCCAGGAGCCAUCUGUCCCAGAACCCCAGCAGAGCCCCCUGUGCAGAGAGCAAUGCCUGUCUCGGAGUCCCUGGUGAAGGAGCUGUCCCAAGCCCUGCUGCGGAUGGACAUGGGUCUGGAGCAGGAAUAUGCCUAUGACAUUUUCAGCAGCAUGAUGCAGAAGCAGCCGCGGUACACAUUCCGAGGGCCGGAGCUGCCGCGCUCCGUGACGGCUGAAAUGCGCGCCCUCACCCUGGACUGGCUGGUGCAAGUGCACGAGUACCUGAACCUGGCAGAUGACACGCUGCACCUGACGGUCUACCUCAUGAAUGCCUACCUGAAAGCCGGCAAGGUGCAGGUCUCCAGGCUGCAGCUGCUGGGCAUCGCCUGCCUCUUCCUGGCCUGCAAAGUGGAGGAGAGCACCUUCCCCGACCCGGCCCAGCUGUGCUUCUUGACGGAGGACUCCUUUGCCCGGCGGGAGCUGCUGCGUAUGGAGCGCAAGGUCCUGGCCCGCCUGCAGUUCGAGCUGCACUAUCCCAGCCCACUCCACCUGCUGCGCCUGCUGGCAGAAGUGGGCCGCUGCCCCGCGGAGGUCCGACACCUGGCCAUGUAUUUCCUGGAGCUUUCUUGGAUGGAGGUGGACUGCCUGUGCUUUGAGCCUGCCCAGCUUGCUCUCGCCGCCCUGUGGCUGGCUCAGCGGGUCCUGGGCUGGCAGGCGCCCCAGGAGGGCUCCCCCAAGCUCCACUUAUACAGUGAGUCUGAGCUGUUGAGGGUGCACCCUCCCAUGGCGAAGGCCGCGUUGCAGGGAGCCAGCUCCAGCCUGCGGGCCAUCUUCUGCAAAUACUCCAGGCCUCAGAAGCUCUGUAUCAGCACCAGCCCAGCCAUAGCUGCCUCCGACUACCUGAGCCGCUGUCUGCAGAGUCCUGCCCUUUGAAGAGAGGGAGUGCCCCACACACCCCAUUUCAUGAUGGGAGUAUCUUUCUGAGAAGGACCUCUGAGACGAGCUAAUGGGAGCCCACUCUGGCAAGCAGAACUUCCAAGUGGUGGCCAAAUGUUGAAUCCCUAGAAUGUCGCCUGAUUGGGAAAGAGUGUGUCGAGUAAACACUGUGUGAGUGGGGGUUGUCCUUCC
This is a messenger RNA of Hemicordylus capensis (graceful crag lizard), 1418 nucleotides long. RefSeq names its product cyclin P (gene CCNP). Lineage: Eukaryota; Metazoa; Chordata; Lepidosauria; Squamata; Cordylidae. The record is from RefSeq and is a predicted model, not a curated record. The transcript has 9 exons. Gene Ontology annotation, molecular function: cyclin-dependent protein serine/threonine kinase regulator activity. Gene Ontology annotation, cellular component: cytoplasm; nucleus; centrosome. Bases 141 to 1223 code for a protein of 360 amino acids. Gene Ontology annotation, biological process: mitotic cell cycle phase transition; regulation of cyclin-dependent protein serine/threonine kinase activity.